Messenger RNA from Lotus japonicus, 2832 nucleotides. RefSeq lists its product as uncharacterized. NCBI's taxonomy places the organism in Eukaryota, Viridiplantae, Streptophyta, Magnoliopsida, Fabales, Fabaceae. The record is from RefSeq and is a predicted model, not a curated record. The transcript is spliced from 10 exons. Bases 166 to 2544 code for a protein of 792 amino acids. Gene Ontology annotation, molecular function: protein binding.
ACCGCUGUGUAUAAAAGCCGAAGCGCACCCAAAAGCGAUUCGAUAGAGAGAGAGAGAUUGUAGAGAGAGAGUGGAAUUGGGUUCUGUUUGGUUGAUCGGAAAAUCACAUAGAAACUGCGAGAAAAAGUUCCUUCGUGCGGCGGAGACAACGACGACGACGGUGGAAUGGGGAGUGAGAGCAAGAACAGGAAUGACGGCGGAGAGGUGGCGGCGGCGGCGGCGAGAGGUAUUCCGCCGACGGCGAAGAAGGUGGUGCAGACGGUGAAGGAGAUCGUUAACUGUACGGAGCAGGAGAUCUACGCUGUGCUCAAGGAAUGUGAUAUGGACCCUAACCGCGCCGUCGAGAGGCUUCUUGCUCAAGAUACAUUUCAUGAGGUGAGGAGCAAGCGUGAAAGAAGAAAAGAGCUUCAGAUGAAGGAGGCUUCGGAUUCGAGGACAACAAGGGGCAAUAGCUUGGGGUUUAGUCGCGGAGGCAAAUUUGCGGUUGGCAGUGAUCGUAGGGUUUUGCAGAGUGGAUUACCCCAUGCGACUUAUAAUGAACAUGGUAAAGCCGUUGGUAAAGGAGAGGUUGGAUCAGGCUGUGCUCCCGUUACAUCUUUUGCUGCAACACGUGUUGUGGGGAAAAGUUCAAAAAAUGACUCUUCUAGUACUGAUAAUGGGAGACAGUCAUUAAGGACAGGUGACUCUGUGCCAGAUCUUGCCCAAAUCUCUCCAGGAUCUCAACCCUUGUUGAUAGGAGUGAACAAAGGACAUCUUUCAAUGGCAGACGUUGUCAGAAUGGGUAGAACAUGUCAAGAUUCUGUUUCACAUAACCAUGAUAAUACCUUAGGGGUUUCUGCAUCUGGAAAUUCAGAGUCAAGCUUAAGUCUGCACCAUCAGAAUAAUUCUGAGCAACAAGUUCUUCAUGGUGAAUGGCCUCUAAUUGAACAACCAACUGGGGGAACUUCGCAAGCACUACACAUAUCUUCUACAUCAAAUGCUAAUGGGCCAUUUGUGCAUCCUAACUUGUAUACUCAAGAUAGUUUACGCAGGAACUGUGAAAUAGAUGGAGCUCAAGUUUCAUUGCGGGAUGUAGCUAGUGAUAAUGUGAAUUCUGAAAAAAUUGAAUCUGCUUUUAUAUCUAGCAAACAAACUAUUACGAGCAGCAACACUGGACUAGGAUCGCGUACCAACUCUAAUUUAAAGAAUACUUGUACCUCUGAUUUUCAUAGAUCUCAUGAGCAUCAUGAAGUUGCAUUGGAUUUCCAGCGGCUAAGUAUGAGAGAAUCUGAAAUGGAACUGCCAUCAUCUGAAGAUAACUCAGCACUGGUUCUUCCAAAUGAUUUUCAACCCUGGUCUGAGGAAUGUUCACAUUUGAGUUUUGGUACAUAUAACGGUGGCAGUAAUUCUGCAUCUUCUGCACAUCUUGCAUCGAAUCAUCUUUCUAGAAGUGACCUGGAAGAGAACUUCGCAACUAUAGAUGAGACUAUAGAUGAUUCUUUGGCUCAGAUCCUAGAUGACAGUUCUGUAUACGAUGGUGAUAAGCAGCUUGGAUUUGAUGUUUUUAGAGGAACAGCAGGGGAUCAAAAUUAUGACUUUCUUUCAUCUUCUCGGCGAGAACAUCUGAAGAAUACUGUUCGCGAGGGAACACAUGUGCAUGAAUACAGCUCUGUAGCAUCUAGAUCAGAUCUUAGUUUGCAGAACUCUCACUGGGGGACUCCUUCACUGCCUUUGAAGCAUUCAGGCUUGCAGAAUGGAAGCCAUGCUCCUUUUUCCAGAGAACAGCACACUGAUUCAAAUUCAAUACCUGAUGAUGUGUUGGCAUUCCUCAUCUCACAAUCACAACGUGCAAGAUACAGUAAUGCAGAAUCAUCUGUCAUUGAUCCAGGCGCCCUUGCUCUCAACAGAUCUGCACUUCCCCAGGAUCUUAUGAUGCAAUCCUCAGUACACUUUCAACAGUUGCCUGACACAAAAAACUAUCGGUCUAUGCCCCAAAAUCAGUCAUAUAUGGCAACCAUCAAUCCGCAGCAAGCAGCUCUGAGCAACAAUGCAUAUAUUCAGUCUUCUGGCAACACUGCAUAUAUUCAAUCUCCUGCACACAUGAAGCCCAGCCUUCCCCAACAUAGAAAUGAAUUCCAUAUGAGUAGAUUGCCUCCAGCCACUGCCAGUGAUGCAUUUGGUUAUGGAAACGUUGGCUCUUCCUUUUAUAGUUCUGGAAGCAUUCUGUCUAAUCCAUCUCCUGGUUAUAUGAAGCCUUCAAGUAACUUUGAUGAGAUUUUACCUUCUCAGUAUAAUGGUGGACGUAACUUGAGCUCUAUCCAGCAGCAUGGUGACUUUUCACAAUGGGAUUAUGGGGCUGAGUCAAGAUCUUCAUUUCUUCCUGAGAGAAGCCAGUACAACUUCCUGGGGCAGCAGCCAAGUCAAGCUUCCCUUUCACAGUAUGUAAGCCCUGGAUAUUCUGACCUUCAGCAUUCUCGGGCACGGGUUUUGGAAGAACUUCAGCAACAAGGUGAUUUUCAUGACUUGUCCAAGCAAUUGUACCAAUUCCGGCAGCACAGCCACUAACUGUAUAUGUCCUGCUCUUUUUUCUCCCCUUUUCUAUGAGGAAUUAUGGUAGCAGGAUUAGGUGAGUUAGGGUGUGAUUAUCAUUCAGAUGCUUGAGCUUUACUUCAACUGUACAUACUUUUAAAAGAAUUGAACUUUCUAGCUUCUGCGUUAACUUUAUUGUAUAACUGAGGUUGUCGUUUUGUCUUAGGGUGGGUGCUUUUUAAUUGGAAGUUUCAAUUGUAGCUAGAGGAGUAUACUUUUUCUGCCCAACUUUAUAAUUAGAUUAUGAUGAACUCAUUUCCAACA